UUAAAUCCAAUAGAUACUAGUGGCUUUAAACUUUUAUAAUCUCCAAUAGAAGCAAAUUAAACUCAACAACGAAAAAGUGCAGAAUUUUAUCUCGUAAACAUCAUUAGAUGAAAAAAAGAAAUAUAGAAGAGCUUACCUAAUAAAUAACAGCAGAAGCGUUAUUAACAAAUCAUAAAACUCCAAAUUGACAAAACCUAAAAAUAGUAACCAAUUAAGGACGAGUAGUUAAAGAUGUGGAACGCGUCUAAAUACUUGGUAAUUCAUUUCAGUGGACCGAUUUUGGUUUGAAAACCGGAACGUAAACCCAUUGUCAGGAUUGCAACUCGCUACAAGAGGAAAAUAUGCAUGUGGUAGCACUGUAUCGUGAGACGAUUUCAACAUUAGCCACACUCAAUGCAUUCAACGAAAUUAGAUCUAUCAACGAAAAUAGCAGAAAAAAUAGAAACCAUAAAAACAGAAAUAGAAACAAGCAUCUCACCCCAAUUCUUGCCGAAUGCAGAAGUAGCAGCCAUUAUCAAAAGCCCACGUCUUCAAACUCAAACAAUAUCAAACACAUUUCGCAUUCAAAAAAAUACAAUUGCGACAAUGUAAACAACAAUAACACAAUAACAAGUAAAGCAAAUCUAAACAAAGCUGAGAUUCCCGAAAAGCCCUACCCAGUGACAGCCACGUUCGCAUUAAGAGCAUUUGAGGUAGCACACGAAAUGAGCCAACACGACGUUACCUUGCAUCUCCCGGAAAAUAAUACAUUUGCAAAGAAUUUGCAAGACACCAAUUGCGGCGAAGUUUCUGCGGAAGAAUCCGUUACAUCCCACGGCGGCGGCAUUGGUAAUGCAUUAUGCGUCAGCAGCGACAAUCCUAGUAGUAGUAACACUCACGCCAGCGUCAACAGCAACCAAGCCGGCAAGAGCAACACGAUAGGCAAUACUAGCAGCAAAAUGGAUACCAGUGAACGAGAUCGAAAACGUAAACGCUAUUUAUCUGACGAAGAGUGUACACGCACAACUCGUCAAAAACAGCAACAGCAGCAGCUGCUCCAACAACAAGAGCUCCAGCAACAGCAAAUCGAGCAACAGGCACGCCUAAGUGAUAUAGCGGCAGUUUUGCCAAAUAAAUCGAGAGCUAUUGUCGAUCAAUCUGCCAAAUGUGACGGAAGCAACAGCAGAGGCAAUCAGAGCAGUCCCGGCAGCAGCAGCGAAGGUGAGGUGCAUUCCACGAAAACACUGCGCUCUUCACUUUCUGACGCCAGACAAGAGACGCCGGCGGCGGAAAUUGAGAAACGAUUCAGCAUUACGAGUCGCAAGCGUAUGCUGACUACCGAUUCUUACCGAAAGAAAGGUGAACGCGCAACAAUAGGCGCAAAGUUACAAAAGCAAACAGAUCAGCGAAUUUCAAAGAUGCAAGAUUUUUCUAGCUCCGAUUUAAGUGAUGGCAACGAUGAUGUCGAAAACGUUGAAGAUGAAAACGAGUUCGGCGGCAAUGAUGAGGAUGUCAACGCCGACCACAUUGUUAAUGAUGAGCAGGAUGAACGGGCAGUUGAGAACAACGAAAACGGUGCGCUAAGCAAGAGUAACUGUAAUACCCUGGAAAACUCCAUCGAUGCUAGCAACAUGACAAUACCUGAGCAGGCGCGCUCACCAACAUUAACCAAUGCAUCUGGCACAUCCACGCCUACACACCAUGCGUCCGAUAUUGAAGAUGGGGAAAAAAUUGAUGCAGAAAACAGAUUUUACGGCGGCGAAUCUGACAGUGGCGGCAUGCAUGCAACAGCGAAGAGCGAGUCAACGACAAAACCACGAAACAGUGCAGCAUGGGAAGGGAAUGCACCGUCCACCAGUGAAGCAAAACUGUCUCGUCGCCAACAGCGAAUCCGUCGACAGAGUACAUCGCCGCUUGCUAGCUGUGACGAAACGACACCGUCGGGUAAUGCCGUGGAACCGGGUUUUGUGGCAGGCGGACCUUCGGGUGCUUCCACAACGCAAACACCUUACGUACCAGGCGAACCCCCCUUAGCGGCACCAAUUCGUAUAGCGCUUCGUGGUCAGAAUUAUCCCUUCGAAACAGAAAACAUGAGCUGUGAAAACUCUGCAACGGCUAAAGGUAAAGCUGUCGACGAGUAUAACAGCACUAACACAGUGCAGAACGAAAUCGCGUCGGAAAGCCGGUUAUGUAAUGCCAGAGACGGAGCAGAUGGGCACAACAACAACAACGAUCAUAAUGAUGCCAAGAGAGUCAGUUUCAACAGCAAGCAAGGGUAUAGGCGCAGUACGUUUGAUGUUGAAGAAAGCGCGCGCCUCCAGAUUCUUUACGAUGAACAACGUGGAAAUUGUGGUGGUACAGCAUAUGCCAUUAGAGCGCAUUUAGCAGCGUCUUUGGCGUCGAUGUCGCCAACAACGGAAUCAAAUGUGGCGCAGCCUAGCCAUGUAGAGUAUUUACUUACACAAGCAUCGCCGCCGGAUUUUCAGUAUAUCAACAGUCACAACUUAGUUGAUAAGAGUGGUAGUCCCAAUGAUAAGGACAAAGCCAGUGAUGCGGAUGCCAUAGCGAGAAAAUCGCACCAACACACUCAGCAUGCAGAACAACGGGAGGAAACAACUAUAGGUAGGAGGGAAAGCGUCGGCAACGAGGGUAGUGACGAAAUUGGCGUUGGUACUUUAGAUGACAAGGGCCAUUCUUUUUAUGGCGGUCAACCUAGUUAUCGCAAAAGCGUUGGCAUGUCUACGCUCAGCGGCGGUAACCUUUGCUUUUCGGCAGAAUCCUUUUCAGCUACAAGGCAGUCAAUGGCAGCGGACAAUAGAUCAACUACAAUUACAAACAUUUUUACUAAUACUACUACCACUACUACUCCUAUUACUACGGUUACCGAAGGUUGUGUUUCAUCAAAUGUUACUAAUAAGAUUCCUAAUAGUGAUGCUAUAGCAUCAACGUCAUUAAUUGCAACCCCAACAGCAACGCCAGCACCGAUGUCAACUGAAAAAACUACGGCGUCAGCAGCGAUGUUGAGCACUGCGAAACCCUAUGCGAAUAAAGCAGAUGGCUGUGAAAUGGGUAAGAAUGUCGUGCCGUCUCCAACGGCAUUCAAUGUAAAUUUGUCGGCCCCAGGCGGCUACAAGCUCAACGCCUCGCCGGAGUCGCCCAAAACACCAACUGUAACGUAUUGCAAUAAGGGAUCUAGUGUCUGGGCUCAGACAAAUGAAGCUUACAGACGGUACAACAAUGAAGGCAGCAGUGACGGUAACGGCGGGGGAGUAGCCCUCGUGGCAUUAAAUGAGUCACGCCUGCCAAUUCAAUCGGGACAGUGCUUUAAAGUAGAGGAGGUAUUGCGGCAAAGUGACAACGAAAACAAAGCAAAACAUUUACAGCAGUCUGGCAAUGGGCAUGCAGCUAAGUACGAUGGGGUUGCCGAGCAUCAGCUGCAGGAACAGAAACCACAGCGGCUGAAAAGUCAAACAGGCGAAAACGAUGAUGCGCCCGAGUCGACAGCUGCUUGCUCGACUGCGGCCGGGACGCAUGCGUAUACCGCGGAAAUGGCACUGCAGCAUCAGCGUGAGCAACAACGUCAUCUGAAUCAAGGUGUACAGCAUUAUAUACAGGGGCAACUAAGUCACCAGUUGCAGCACCAGCACCGGCAACAACAACAACUUCAUGACCAUCAGCAACGGCAACAACUGCAGCAUGCACAAAAUGCCAUUAAUCAGCAGCAACAAAACGAUGCGUCACAUGUACUGCAACAUAUCUCGUUGCAUGAUCACAAUUUGCAUGCGCAAGCACAACUGCAGGAAGCGAUGCGUUGCAGCCAACAGCAGGGGCAACAGAAUUUAUUAGAGCAACAUCAGCACCAUCACAUACAUCAACGAUCCCAUGAGGAGCAGCAGCAACAACACUUGAUGGUAUAUCUACAUCAUACUGCUGAACAGAGCCGGUUACAGCAGCAACUGCAGCAUCAAGCCAAUCAGCAAGAGCAUGAAUAUCAACAACAGCAACAGCACUACCAGCGACAACAGACACAGCAGCUGCAGCAUCAUCAACAGCAAGAGCUACUACUAGCAGCACAGCAGCAACAACAUCCUAAUCUGCAGCAGCAGCAGCAGCAGCAACAACCACAACAUGCACCAACAGACUUGAAAAGAUUACAUCGUCCGCCACCCACCAGUAUUGAAGACCUCAUAAUCGAUGAAUUCUCAGAAGAUCCGCACGCUGUCUAUAAACUUGCUCUAUCACCAAACAAUGUCAAGCAUGAAAAUCAGGAUGACGGCUACGAAACCAGUGCCGGAGAUGUGCUCACCCCGAAUUCACACAGCUCUUCGACGCAUUCGGUGACGCCACAGCAUCAGUUGCAGCACGGUAUCAACCUUAUCCCACCACCCAAGUGUGAAGAGCAACAAUUAAAAAUGCAGCAACCACAACACGCUGUUGGCGACGUAGUCAACCAACAGCAAGCCCAAAACAAGUCUUUGGCCCAGCAAGUGAUGCAUGAUCUGAGAAAUACAGAAAAUCCCAAUGACGAACUCUCAGGUGCCGCGAGUACAAAUCUAUCUGCGAACCCCUACGCAUUUAUGGACGAGGAUAUAUCCACUGCAAAUGCACCUGCUUCGAAUGCAAGUAACCCCAUAAAUGAUAGGGCCUCGAAUAUGGUUCAAGAACCGCAGCUCAAUGGCGUCGGAGAAGUGAUUAGAAGCAAUGAUGCGGCAGCGUCCUAUAUGAGUGCUGCAGCAGGUGUGAUGGGUCAGGUGGACGAAAUGUUCAGCAUGCAACGUCAACAUCAACAACAGCAGCAGCAGUUGUUAGUGGGCAAUAACGAAAUCCAAGAGUCGAUCGAGUACAACCUAAAAAUAAAGCUAGCAACAGCCGGUGCGAAUAUGUUGACCGAGAGUGAACAACAGCAGGCACUACAGCAGCAUCAACAGCAGUUGCCAGCACAGCCGUCCCAGUUUGUUUUUAGUGAGAAUAACGUAAUCCUGAGGCCACCACAAAAGAAGCGGGGUCGCAAAAAGAAAAUCCAGCCAGGUGCCGACGGCGUGCUGCCUUUAUCUAUGCAAAUUAUACCAGGAAACAACAGUAAUGGAGGAGCAGGUGACCCCAACAAUGAACUGGCUUCCAACAGACUUGCGGAUAACCCCGGAUUGAAUGCGAACGAAAAUACCGUCACCGGUUUGAUGAAGGGCAAGGAGCGCAAGAAACAUGACCGCUUCAAUGGAAUGUCUGAGGAGGAAGUUGUUAAGCGCACACUACCCGACCAUCUAUGUGAUAAUCUCGAUAUAGUCAUAAUUGGCAUCAAUCCUGGCUUAUUCGCCGCAUAUAAGGGUCAUCAUUAUGCUGGGCCUGGCAACCACUUUUGGAAAUGCCUUUAUCUGUCUGGCCUCACUCAGGAACAAAUGAGCGCCGAACAAGACUACAAACUGUUGAAAUAUGGCAUAGGCUUCACAAACAUGGUGCAGCGUGCGACUAAGGGCUCAGCCGAUUUGACACGCAAAGAAAUCAAAGAGGGUAGUCGCAUUUUACUUGAGAAACUACAGCGAUUUCGCCCGAAAAUCGCUGUUUUUAAUGGUAAACUUAUUUUUGAAGUCUUCUCUGGUAAAAAAGAUUUCAAUUUUGGGAGGCAGCCGGAGUGCGUGGAAGGUACUGAAACGUAUGUUUGGGUUAUGCCUUCCUCAUCUGCAAGAUGCGCACAAUUACCGCGAGCUGCCGAUAAAGUUCCCUUUUAUGCUGCGCUUAAGAAAUUUCGCGACUACUUGAAUGGUUUAAUACCACAUAUGGAUGAAUCUGAAUGCAUUUUCACCGAACAGAAAAUCAAACAGGUUUGCGACCAGGAGAAUCAAAAGAAUCUCGUUUCCACUGCUGGUGUGGCUCCAUCAGGUGCAGGCGUAUUACAUGGAUCUGUGGCAGCUUCGGGAAUGCCCGGCACGCCCGAUGGCAUUGGCAUUAUGUACAACAGCAUGCAAAUGCGGUCAAUGGAAGAAGGCGCAAAUAUUUUGACGCAGCCGCACGGAAAUAGUGGUAUCAACAACGACGGCAACGCUUUGAGUGGUACGGCUCUUGGAGUUUGCCGGGAUGCCGCCAGCUGUAGUGGCAAUCAUAUAGCUGGUGCCGUUCCCGAUCCGAGCUGUGGCAUGCAUUCGGACCAAGAUAAAUUCCAUGGCUUUCAAGGAGCAUCCGCUGAACCUGCUUACACGUAUCGGCCCGAUGAGAGCGUACGCGGGCAGAGCGUUGCUGGUCAUGCACCCGGACCAGGCCCACCACCAAACGCAGUUCCAAGUGCCAUAAUGCAACAACCCAAUAACGAAAGCUACAUGAUGAACUCAUACCACGGACCAUCGUUGCCCGAGAAAAAGAAACGCGGCCGUCCGAAGAAGGUCAAAGAACAGGACAUAAUGAACCCUUCUGCACGUAAUCGUAUGCAAAUGAUGGGUCAGAUACCGGGCAAUAACGACUUUGGCAACAUACUGAAUCUGUCAAUGAUGGGCGGGGGCGCAGGUGGCACGUGCGUUAACGAUUCACUGUUGGGAGUUGGUAUGGGCAAUGGCAAUGGCGAGACACCAAAGAAAAAACGAGGUCGACCGAAGAAGGUGAAGCCCAGUCCUGAAACACAGCAAAUGACAAAUUCACUUAUUCAAGUCAAGCCGCAUUCAAUGUCGAUCCAAGCGCUUACAGGCAUAGAUAACAAUUCACCCCAAUGCAUGCAACAACAACUUCAACAGCAGUCCAACACUAUCUACGGCAGCAAGGAUUUAGCGCAGCAGCAGACGCAGCAAAUGUUCACUUCUAGUUCGCCGAUGAGAUCGCCAGCACUAAACUGUUCAUAUGCUGGUAUAACGCCACCUACUUCCACACAAUCAACUCCGCCAACACAUCAGCAACAAUGUGACAAACUGCUCGACAACAGCGGCGGUAUUAUGGAAAGCCCCACAAAUUUAGUUAACGCACACAUAGAUAACGCUAGCGGUAGCAAUGGAAGCAACAACGUAAACAGUUUCUAUGCCGCCAAAAAUACUUCCCGGGGCGUAAACUCGAAUAGCUCUGAACAUCAUGAAAGCUUGUCGGUAUCCACACCGUUGGCCAACUCAGUGAGCGACCUUGGCAACGAAAUUCCAACAAACUCGUCGGUACCCGUAUCGAUUUCGGCUUCGCACGAAUCGCAUUUGGGCGAAUCGCCACCGCCUAGUUCACCAAGCAUCUGCGCUGUGGACUUCGAACCUCCCGCUACUGGUGCGUCCCUCAGCAGUGAGCACGAUAGAGAACUGCAGAACCAGCGACAACCUACAAUACCACAGCACUCGAGAAUACAGCAUCAGCAGUUGCAACAAAACGUGCGCUAUACAAGUCCAGGGGACGAGCCAGCAUCGGAGCAUCAAACGACCGAUCAUUACCAGCAGUGGCUUGGAACACACACUGGACUUUCCCUGCCUGCGCAGUAUGCCCACCAUCAACAUCAACAACAACAACAGCAGCAGCAGAUUCAGCAUCACCAGCAGCAACAGCAACAACAACAGACGAUUAACUUUGACGAGCACCAACAGCUGCAUCACCCCCAACACUUGCAGAACACGGGGAACCCACUUCAUGAAAUAUCGACUUCUUCAAUGCACGCACAAUGGCAGCGCCAGCAACACUAUGAUGAACUCGUCAGCAGCAACUAUAAUAUUUCGUCGCCACAUGUACAGCUCCAGCAACAACAACAGCAUUCUAGCCCUAACAUGCAUCAUCAGACACAGCAACAGCAACACCAGCAUCUGGCCGAAAGCCAGCAUAGCCACAUUACGCACCAUCACUCACGCCUGGCUUCCGAUGUUAGCAGCAAAAGUCUUUCCGGGCUGGAGUCACUAGUUGAUCAAAUUCCCACAAUAUCGGAGAACGACUCGGCAUCCAUAUCAACAGCGAUGUCGAACAAUUCGGUCAGUGCGGCUGUUGAGAGUCGCCUUCAGAGCCUGCAACAGCAACAGCAACACCAGCAGAAUGUACAGAACCUUGGCACAGGCAAUCCACCGGUCGACAUGCAUGCUGAUCAUUAUUGCACACCCAACAGCGCCGUUAACGGCAUAGCCGCAGUGUCAGACACAAGCGACACAGUUACUGGAAACAACAGCAGCGGCAGCAACACACCGCACCCAACCACUGGGCUCUUCAGUGCGAACUCGCCUGGAAAUUACAGCAUCCACAGACUCAACUCGUCCGCAGCCUCUUCGCCAGUUAUGAUGUCUCCACGCCAUCAACACCAUCAACAGCAGCAAUUGUCAGCUCACCAGCCUUACGGAAGUUCAGUGAGCGCACCACUAAUGACAGAUGUUCUCUUGCCCUCAACACCGCUGACGAGCUCCGCCAACCAUACUAACAGUCCAGCAGACAAUAGCAUGGCCGAAGAUGCGUCCAAUACAUGUACACCACCAGUAAGCAGCGCAGUCUCUUCAACGUCUACCAGUCUGUACAACAGCCCAUCCACGUCGAAUUUGCACAGCAUGGGCAACAACAACUUUUCUGUCAGCAAUCUAGCAGCUUCAUCCGUUACAUCUAACAAUAGCUGUAGCAGCAAUAGCAACUACCCUUCCCUGUCGGCCACCUCAACUUCUGCUGUAGCCAGCAACGUCUACCAUUCGAAUUUCAUGGCGGCUGCCGCCUUGGCCGCAGCAGCGGCGAAUUCCCCCACAUCAACAAACACUGCUGCUGCAGUGGCUGCACACCAUGCCGCCCACCAUGUUGCCCAUCCGCAGAUGUAUAUGGACCCCCAUGCGCACCUAUCACCUCAUAUUGCCGGCGUCAACUCCAUGUAUGCGCCAGCACCAACACACCACCACCACCAUCUGACGGCACAUCAUCCGGCACACCACCACCAUCAUCAUGGCGCAUACAGCGCUGGGCAACACAGCACCGCCAGCGACUAUGGCAAUCCAUAUUGCAAUCCCAGCGUAACCGGCGCAGCACAAGCCACUUCGCUCCACUUACCAAGCCCCAACUAUCCGUAUGGCUACGGUAAUCCUGUGGCCGCCGCGGCUGUGGCAGCAGCCCAAGGCAACUAUCCGUCGACAAUUCAUGCCCAUCACGGCCAGUCAUCGGAGGCGAAUACACCCCCACCUCCUGGCGCUGUUUCGGCUGCUGCGGCAGCUGCUGCAGCUGCGGCGGCCGCUGCUGCCGUCUACCACACACACCAUCCACAUCACCCGGGACAUCCACAUGCCACACAUCCGCACGCCCAUGCACAUGCGCUGUCGAUGUUUGAUCGACUGAAGCCGUCCGAUAUAGGUGGUUACGGUGGAUUCUGAUGGUGAACACCGAAUUUAAAUUACAACUAUGGGGUGAUAGGUUGGGCCACGCCAAAGGCUGAGCUUAUUACUUUUAUUGCAUAGCAGAGCUAUUGAGUGCUGUGAUUGACUAGCACCCAGCAAUCACCGAUUGAUCACAAGCUAGACAGUCUCAAAUUAAUUUAAAUAAUUUCAAAUACACCUUUAAAGAUAACUAUAUGUAGAUUAAUCAACUAAGGCAACCAAAGACUAACGAAUUUGUGGUGUGAAUUUCUAAAACUGAUUUCAAUAUUGGCAACCUUGUAUCUGAUCUUUGUGGGCACCCACACUUACAAUUUUCAGGGCGCAGCCUUGUAUGCGACAGUUAUGAAGACAUCUUACCAGCGGCGCAAAUGCACAUUACGUAAUCGAACACUCCUUCAACUUACUUUGCCAUAAUAAUGGCCGAUUUGUGGUUAGCGUCCUUUACAUGCUGGCUUUGUAAUCGGAAAGGAUGAUGUAACCGAUUACUCUUCGGGCGUUCAUUACAAUUGCGUUUCAUUUGUAAAUUAUAAUGCACAUUGUAAGCAGACUUCCUACAAUGUGCAUUACUAUUUUAAAUUGGUCAGCGGCGUUUUAAUCAAUUAUUUGUAUGAAUUACGCAAUGCACCCCAUUUAGCAGUGCGCCGCCGGGUUAUACCCACUUUCUCUCUUCUACACGCUAAAUAUGAGCAAAAAGCGCUCGCAUUAUCUCUCGAAUAAACAAAGAAGAUGUCUGUGAAGUUGGCAUACGGUAUGACGCAAAACGACAAAAAAAAAAUGUUCCUGAAAAAGAAAAAAAAGUUCUGGAUAUUUUGACAAAACAAAUUGCUUUGAAAAUUGUGUAUGCCAGAUUCACGCAGCAUAGGACAUGUGGCAAAACGGCAAAUAAAAAAU
Rhagoletis zephyria (snowberry fruit fly) is the source of this 10148-nucleotide messenger RNA. RefSeq names its product Thymine DNA glycosylase (gene Tdg). Gene Ontology annotation, cellular component: nucleus. The record is from RefSeq and is a predicted model, not a curated record. Gene Ontology annotation, molecular function: uracil DNA N-glycosylase activity; DNA binding; pyrimidine-specific mismatch base pair DNA N-glycosylase activity. Gene Ontology annotation, biological process: base-excision repair, AP site formation. NCBI's taxonomy places the organism in Eukaryota, Metazoa, Arthropoda, Insecta, Diptera, Tephritidae.